AUGACUCCAACCUCAUUUUCCGACCCAUCGUCGCGGCCUCUCUAUUUCUUUUUUUUUUCUUCCAACCCGGAAUCCUCUUUCGCCACUCCUCCAUUUCCCCGCGAUAUCCUGCAAAUUCUUUGCAGAAGAGAAGCGAAUUCUACUGCGCACGUGCAAAGACUCUUUGCGUCAUCUCUUUUCAAUCUCUCCCUUCUUUUCGUUGGAAGCAAACGCUUUCCCUCUCUUUCUUUCUUCGUCUCAGUCUCUUUUCUGCCAGGCUACCUACCCACUAUAGCUCUGCCCUCGAUGCUCCGAAGUCGCCAGGCGACAUUCAGGGCCGCAAAGGCCCUGCAGCAGGCUCGUGCCUUUACGUCCACGACGACGCCCAUCACCGUGACGGCUCAGAAGAAGGUUCCUACCGGCCAGAGGAAUCAGGCGACUGCGAGCGCCGCGCCACAAGUUCGCCCCGUACCGAGCCCUGCCUUCAACCAAGAAGACAAAGACCGAAGCCAUGUGCAGCCUCUCGUCAACACGCGCAGGCCUGAUAUGGAUGAAUCAUUCAUUGGCAAAACCGGAGGAGAAAUCUUCCACGAAAUGAUGCUGCGACAGGGGGUCAAGCACAUCUUCGGAUAUCCUGGCGGUGCUAUUCUCCCAGUUUUCGACGCCAUUUACAAUUCAAAACAUUUCAACUUCAUUCUGCCCCGUCAUGAGCAGGGAGCCGGCCACAUGGCCGAGGGCUAUGCCCGCGCAUCGGGCAAACCCGGUGUCGUCUUGGUGACUUCUGGCCCUGGUGCUACCAAUGUCAUCACGCCCUUGCAGGACGCCUUGUCGGAUGGAACUCCCCUGGUUGUCUUCUGCGGCCAGGUCCCCACUUCAGCUAUUGGCAGCGAUGCGUUCCAAGAGGCAGAUGUCGUGGGAAUCUCGCGUGCUUGCACUAAGUGGAAUGUCAUGGUAAAGAGCGUUGCUGAGCUGCCACGGAGAAUUAAUGAGGCUUUCGAGAUUGCCACUAGCGGCCGCCCUGGCCCUGUUCUUGUUGACCUGCCCAAGGAUGUCACAGCUGGUAUCCUGAGAAGAGCCAUUCCCACGGAGACUGCUCUGCCCUCUCUGCCCAGCGCCGCCUCUCGCGCCGCUAUGGAGCUGAGCCAAACGCAGCUCAAUGCUUCCAUCAAGCGUGCUGCUGACCUCAUCAACCUUGCUAAGAAGCCCAUCAUUUACGCUGGCCAAGGUGUCAUUCAAUCUGAGGGUGGCACUCAGCUCCUAAAAGAGCUGGCUGAGAAAGCUUCCAUUCCUGUCACCACAACCCUCCAGGGUCUGGGCGCAUUUGAUGAGCUGGAUGAGAAGUCGCUGCACAUGCUGGGCAUGCACGGCUCAGCAUAUGCCAAUACAGCUAUGCAGCGAGCUGAUGUUAUCAUUGCUCUUGGCGCCCGAUUCGACGACCGUGUCACCCUAAACGUUGGCAAGUUCGCCCCUGCAGCCAAGCAGGCUGCUGCUGAGGGCCGUGGUGGUAUCAUUCACUUUGAGAUUAUGCCUAAGAACAUCAACAAGGUCAUCCAGGCAACAGAGGCCGUGGAGGGUGACGUUGGUGUCAACAUGAAGCUCCUCAUUCCCCAAGUUAACAAGAAGACCAUGUCCGAUCGGAAAGAGUGGUUUGGCCAGAUCAAUGAGUGGAAGAGGAAAUGGCCUCUGUCACACUACCAGCGAGCUGAUCGAACCGACAUGAUCAAGCCUCAAACUGUCAUGGAGGAGCUCAGCAAUCUGACAGCAGACCGAAAAGAGGAGACAUACGUUGCUACUGGUGUCGGCCAGCACCAGAUGUGGGUGGCCCAGCACUUCCGCUGGAGACAUCCCCGAUCUAUGAUCACCUCGGGUGGCCUGGGUACUAUGGGCUAUGGCCUUCCUGCGGCUAUUGGUGCCAAAGUGGCUCAGCCUGAUGCUCUCGUCUUUGACAUUGACGGCGAUGCUUCCUUCAACAUGACCCUGACUGAGCUGUCGACCGCCGCACAGUUCAACAUUGGUGUCAAGAUCAUUGUCCUGAACAACGAGGAGCAGGGUAUGGUGACUCAGUGGCAGAACCUCUUCUACGAAGACCGAUAUGCACACACACACCAGAAGAAUCCUGACUUUAUGAAGCUGGCUGACGCCAUGGGCGUGCAACACCUGCGCGUCACCGAGCCCGCUAAGCUGGUUGAUGCCCUGAAGUGGCUGAUCAAGGCCGAGGGCCCUGCUCUCUUGGAAGUUGUGACAGACAAGAAGGUGCCCGUCCUGCCCAUGGUGCCGGCCGGAUCAGGCCUGGAUGAGUUCCUCGUGUUUGAUGAUGCAAAGGAUAAGAAACGGCGUGAGCUGAUGAAGGAAAGAACACAGGGUGUACACUCUUAA
Trichoderma gamsii is the source of this 2355-nucleotide messenger RNA. Its product is annotated as acetolactate synthase. The transcript has 5 exons. The coding region runs from base 1 to 2355 and encodes 784 amino acids. The record is from RefSeq and is a predicted model, not a curated record. Gene Ontology annotation, cellular component: acetolactate synthase complex; mitochondrion. Lineage: Eukaryota; Fungi; Ascomycota; Sordariomycetes; Hypocreales; Hypocreaceae. Gene Ontology annotation, biological process: L-valine biosynthetic process. Gene Ontology annotation, molecular function: flavin adenine dinucleotide binding; acetolactate synthase activity; magnesium ion binding.